Molecule: messenger RNA, 931 nt
Organism: Coffea arabica (coffee)
Lineage: Eukaryota; Viridiplantae; Streptophyta; Magnoliopsida; Gentianales; Rubiaceae
Product: actin-depolymerizing factor 5
Biological process (GO): actin filament depolymerization
Cellular component (GO): actin cytoskeleton
Molecular function (GO): actin binding
Source: RefSeq, a predicted model, not a curated record
AUUUUCCAAGGCAACCAGAGCUCCCUUGGAGGGUCAUUUCCGUCAUUCAGAUCCACCCCCAGGACUACAGAGCACAGAGUACAGAAGCCAAGAAAUAGAUCUCAUCUCAUGAGGACACCUUUGUAAUAUACCAUAAAUCUGAAUGGCUUUUUAGGUAGUAAAGUUUGUAUAUAAACCCCUAUGGUCCAUUUAUUCGAUCCACACUUGGAUGUUAAAUCAAUUCGCUUGCUUAGCUGACAAAAUUGACCGCCUGCAGCUUCUCUCAACUUUGCAACCACAAACAAGAUGGCGAUGGCCUUCAAAAUGGCUACAACAGGGAUGUGGGUAACGGAGGAAUGCAAGAACUCGUUCAUGGAGAUGAAGUGGAAGAAGGUGCACAGAUUCAUAGUGUUCAAGAUCGAUGAAGGUUCUAGGUUGGUGACGGUGGACAAGGUGGGUGGACCUGGUGAAGGCUACGAACAACUUGCUGCCUCCCUGCCCAAAGACGACUGCCGUUAUGCAGUCUUUGAUUUCGACUUUGUCACCGUCGACAAUUGCCGGAAGAGCAAGAUUUUCUUCAUCGCAUGGUCUCCGGAGGAAUCAAGAAUUAGAGCAAAAAUGCUGUACGCAACUUCAAAAGAUGGACUGAGGAGAGUGCUGGAUGGGAUCCACUACGAAGUUCAGGCAACGGAUCCGACCGAGAUGGGGAUGGACGUCAUUCAGGAUAGAGUCAAAUGAAUCAUUAAAGAUGAACAACUGAAUAAUUAAAGACGUGUCAAAGUCAUGUGUUUUGGCAUCUUACUUUACCUAAUGACUCCAUCCGCCGACCUGAGAGGCCUUUUGUCUGUUCUUUUUCCAAGUGGAUCUGGUGAUAAUUGUAACCUUACUCCUAGCGCUAAUCUUGUACUAAUUAAUAACAUUAUCCGGUGAUAAUUUGCUUUUUCAGACGCCA